UCUUCGGAAAUAAAAGCAUUAAAAGAAAGAAUGACCGCGGAAGCCAAAGCAACCGAGGAGAGAUGGACUCAACGAAUGACCGCGGAAGCCAAAGCAUCCGAGGAAAGGUGGAAUCAACGAAUGUCAGAGAAGAUAAAAACAGCGCAAGGAAGAAUGCCUGCGGAACUCACACGGUUGAAUCCAAAAGAAGUUGAGUUAAGCAACCAGCUUGCCAAAAGUACCGAUGUUGCUACACCUCACAAACGUCCAGCAGAGCUUGCUUGUGAAAAAAUAACUAAUGAUUUGCGAUCGAUUGGAGAGACCACAUUUAAUGACAUCGCGUACUACUCAUUGAGGCUUUAUACUUCUAACGUCCUAGCUGGCCUCUGCAGCGGCAAUUUGAUUGACAAACGUUUUUUAUUAAUUGCAGCAGAAUGCGUAUCAACUGGUAGUUUUACGAAAGUAUCGUGGGACAAUUCAACGUCGAUUAAAAUAAAAGCAAUUCACAUACAUCCCGAUUUCUCUUCAAAAACACCUUCCCUUAACAAUAUUGCUUUGAUUGAACUGGAGAGUGAUGUGGCUUACAAUUCCGAUUGGUAUCCAGUGUGCUUAUACGCAUCCGAAGUGAUUCCAGAGAGUGAUUUGAUGGGAGCAUACGGAAAAGUUCAGAUUGUGACAGACCGGUACACACCUAAAGCCAUCACAAAUAUGUGCACAAAAUUUGCAAUUUGAGCGCACUCAGACUGGCUGGGCAAUAUACGAAGUUCAAAACAAUUUCCCCAAAUUUAUUUUUUUUGGAAUUGUAGCAACGGAUUCUUACAAUUUUGAACCCUUUGUGAUAACAAAAGUGUUUGAUCACUUGAACUUUAUAGAAAGCAUUGUAUGGCCGAAGGGUGGCAAUUGAAUUUCGAAUGUAAUAAUUUUCGAUGAUAAAAUAUGCAAAUAAAGUUA
This is a messenger RNA of Zeugodacus cucurbitae (melon fly), 930 nucleotides long. RefSeq names its product serine protease persephone-like. The record is from RefSeq and is a predicted model, not a curated record. The transcript has 9 exons. NCBI's taxonomy places the organism in Eukaryota, Metazoa, Arthropoda, Insecta, Diptera, Tephritidae. Gene Ontology annotation, molecular function: serine-type endopeptidase activity. Bases 31 to 711 code for a protein of 226 amino acids. Gene Ontology annotation, biological process: proteolysis.